AUGUAUCAACGCAAACCCCCAGUAUGGAAAAAGGGUUGCGCAUACCUGAGAUUUGUAGAACGUUCCCCUGAGGAGUUAGACGAAAUUGAUCUAUUUUGGUUAGAAAAAAUAAAUGCAGACCGGGAGGCAAAGGGUAUGGAACCAGUAGAGCAAUCAAAACUCGAGUGGGUCCUAGAUCGCUUUGAAAAGAAGGCGCAAUUUCGGUCAACUGAGGAUGCUGUGUGUGCCGUUUGUCAGGAUGGAAAUUGUGAAAAUAUUAAUGCCAUUCUCUUCUGUGAUGUUUGCAACCUCGCCGUACAUCAGGAUUGCUACGGCGUUCCGUAUAUUCCAGAGGGAUCCUGGCUGUGUCGUAAGUGUCUGCAUUCACCUAGUGAACCAAUCUCAUGCUGCCUCUGUCCCAACACCGGAGGCGCCUUCAAAAAGACCUCUGAUGACCGUUGGGCCCAUGUAAUUUGUGGGCUUUGGAUUCCCGAGGUUAUGUUUGCUAACCUAACUUUUCUGGAACCUCUCGAGGAUAUCGAUAAAAUCUCAUCUGCAAGGUGGACUCUGCGCUGUUUCAUUUGUAAGCAGCGAAAUGUGGGCGCCUGUAUUCAAUGUCAUAAACAAAGCUGCUACCGGGCCUUUCAUGUCACCUGUGCACAACAGGCUGGUUUGUACAUGAAGAUCGAACAGAGCGAUGAUCCCAACGACUUGGGCAUUCGAAAGCGCGCUUAUUGCGAUCGUCAUUGUCCCCCUUCUCAUUUUAAGGCUCGUUUCUUAUUACCCCGAGAGGAAUUUUUUCAACGUGUCUACGCCUUUUGGAAACUGAAACGCGAAGUUCGACGCGGCGUGCCUUUGCUUAAACGGCUUCAAGCAGCCACCAGAAUCCGCGGUGCUGCAUCGCUUGUGAGUAUUAAACUCUUUGUUGAGGUUAUUAAGUUUUGA
Hydatigera taeniaeformis is the source of this 924-nucleotide messenger RNA. The record is from the annotation of a GenBank genome assembly. NCBI's taxonomy places the organism in Eukaryota, Metazoa, Platyhelminthes, Cestoda, Cyclophyllidea, Taeniidae.